Pocillopora meandrina is the source of this 2023-nucleotide messenger RNA. The record is from the annotation of a GenBank genome assembly. NCBI's taxonomy places the organism in Eukaryota, Metazoa, Cnidaria, Anthozoa, Scleractinia, Pocilloporidae.
AUGCGUUAUGCGACCGCAAGGAGCUGUGGGAGAAAAGUCCCGGGGUUCCCAGCGAGCAAACGACGCAAGGCCUGGCUACUCGGUCGACAGGGGCUGAGAUUAUAUUGCCAGAAAAUGGUUUGUUUCCACACAAUUUUGCGCAUUUUUGGUGGAUUUUCUCGUCCCUAAUGUUAUAUGGAUGUAGGUUAAUUAUUUUCCUUUGCUUUUGUAUCCAGGGAGGGGUAAAAAAGUUUGAUUAUCCGAAGUAUGUGUGGUCACCGACCGGUGGAUGGUGGUGCAAUCCGCGCAACUGGAAAAGAAAUACAGCCAUCUGUUUUGCUGUCGUUCUUGGAUUGCAGAUUCCAGUUGCAUUGCUUAGUUGGUCAAGAGAGGUAAAACUGUAUUAAAUUUUUAACCUUUUGGUUUUAGAAAACAGUUUAUUUUAACCACAGUGCUCAUUAACAUCCAUGGCUUACUUGGAGACACUGAUUAAUAGUUAUUAUAAUAUUGCUGGUAACGGACAUGGUUCAUGCAUCAGCUGAGGGUUCAGCUUCUCUUUCUCUCCAUUACACACAUAUAUCUUUUGUUCGGUGUUUUUCUUUUUCCGUCAGAGACGUUAUGUGCCACCGUACAGACACAUUCCAUCACAACGUUUUGCAAGAUAUGCGAAGGUAGGUGCUGAAAACUCUUUGGCUAACUUUUAACUUACAACUACAGUUUUCUUUCUGUGUUUCAAAUUAACCCUUUAACUCCCAUAAGUGACCAAGACAGAAUUUCUCCUUACAGUAUCAAUGCAAUAUCAACCAGAUAAGUGAUGAGAACAAAGAAAAAUAUCAAUUUGGGGGUUAAUCAGUUGAUCCAAUACUAAAUUCUCUGAACUAACAUUGUAAGAAUUGUGUAGUUCAUAGUAAGGAGAAUUACAAAUUUGAUCUGGGAGUUAAGGGGUUAAGUGGAAAAUAUGCCUAGUCAACUGUUACACUAGCACAGAUAUUUUAAAUCCUUGCUUGAUCUGUUUUGUAGGAAGAUGAUCCAAGUCUACCAGAUAACUAUCAGUGGAUCAACUGGUCAAAAUAAACGACUCUAUUACUUUUUUUGUUUGUUUUGUUUAUAGAAUGUACAAUAAAUUGUCUUAACAUACAAAACUGUGAGCAUCUGGCGAUAUCUUGUUUCUUGCAAAUAGAAUUGCCUUGAUAUCCCCAAGAUAAACAUAUUUCUCACCUGGGGUUUAUAGAGUUUAAGAAUUCUAGUGCUAGAUUGAUCCAUUUUCUUUCUUGUAAUUUGUCGUAGAAAGGUGCAAGUCUUCUCCUGAGUUUAUUGUCAAGACUGGGAUAAGGGAUGAAAUUGUUGAGUAGUAAUCAUUUAUGUUCAGUUUGUUUUAAAAAAAAAUCAUGACUUUGAAUUAAACUUAUUUUGACACAACUUUCUCUCAGACAGCCUUUUUGUGUAACUAACUUGACUGCAAACUAAAUUUCUAGUUAAGUGUGUGAUACCUUCCCCUCCCUUCUUUUCUCCUUGCCCCUUAUUCCUGCUCUUGCCCCCCCCCCAUCCCUCAUACCAACUUUUUCCGUUUACAUCAAUUUUUAAGGUGUAAUUGUUUCUUCAGGGGAGGUGAAGUUUAUUGUUUCAGAGAGGCCAGGUUACCUGGGAACAUCACGUCUGCUGAGGACCUCAGAUAAAUGAUGUGUUCUUUUGAAAUCACGGAUCAUUAUCAGUAUUUGGGCAACUGCCCACCUACCCCUCCCCUAACUCAUUAGUGUUAAUGUUGGGUUAAGGGAGGGGUAGGUGGGCAGUUGCCCAGAUACUGAUAUUGAUCCGAAAUCACUUUCCGUGCAGUUCCAGUUAACAUGACAAUAUCGAUUCAAUACUUGAGUGCGAGCACUAAACACGUUUUGCUUUGUUCCGAUACGUUCUCGUAAUUUUAAGUUUCUGUUUACCUUAGAAGGGAUUGUUUAGAUGGAUUCAAGAUGUGAUCACGAACAUCUGCGUGCUUCUGUUUCAAGUAAAAAAAUCAACUGACGUAUGCAAGAGAGAAGAGAACGAGUAA